Messenger RNA from Carassius carassius (crucian carp), 614 nucleotides. RefSeq names its product ubiquitin-conjugating enzyme E2 variant 2 (gene ube2v2). Gene Ontology annotation, biological process: DNA damage tolerance; protein K63-linked ubiquitination. The coding region runs from base 100 to 537 and encodes 145 amino acids. The transcript has 4 exons. NCBI's taxonomy places the organism in Eukaryota, Metazoa, Chordata, Actinopteri, Cypriniformes, Cyprinidae. Gene Ontology annotation, cellular component: nucleus. The record is from RefSeq and is a predicted model, not a curated record.
AUUUUGCAGUGGAGCCACGCCCCUCCAUCGUGACCGACAUUAGUCACGUGACACGUCAACGUCACGCCUUCGUACGCUUUUGGACUCGGGCAGAAGACGAUGGCGGCCUCCUCAGGAGUUAAAGUCCCUCGUAAUUUUCGUUUGUUGGAAGAGCUGGAGGAAGGACAGAAGGGUGUCGGUGAUGGGACGGUGAGCUGGGGUCUGGAGGAUGACGAGGAUAUGACUCUCACACGGUGGACGGGCAUGAUCAUCGGACCUGCACGAACUAAUUACGAAAACAGAAUAUACAGCCUGAAAGUGGAGUGCGGACCCAAAUAUCCUGAAGUACCACCGAAUGUUAGAUUUGUAACAAAAAUUAGCAUGAACGGAAUAAAUAAUUCCAAUGGGAUGGUGGAUGCACGUAGCAUACCAAUUCUAGCAAAAUGGCAAAACUCAUAUAGCAUUAAAGUUGUUCUUCAAGAGCUAAGGCGUCUUAUGAUGUCCAAAGAGAAUAUGAAGCUUCCUCAACCACCGGAGGGACAGACAUACAGCAAUUAAUUGUAAAUGAUUGUUACGACCCUCUGUCUUAAACCUUACACUCUUAGAAAUGUCUUGUAAAUCAUCAGAAAAAGAAA